AUCUAACUGUCACCACCAAUAAAGUACAAUAAUCUGUGAUAAUUAAAUAAUUAAACUUCAAAUUUUUUAUUUGAGAACAGGGUAAAAUAUAAAUGUAGUAUAAAUGGAAUAAAAUGGAUCAAUAUCUCGAAAAAUUAAACAACGAAGAUGAUAUUAAACCUAUUUUUCAAUCAUCACCAACAGUGUCUCUCGGUUUAUCCAAUUUGGAAAGUAGUAAGCAAAAAUGGUCACCAAGUUUAGAGGAUGAUAGCCGUAAAAGUGCUUUUUUACCUUAUAAAGUUUAUACCUGUAACUCAAUGUUAACUAAUUUACAACGUGGAAAUACUAUCACGGAAAAUCAUUUUCCAGCGACUACAGUUAGCUUUCAUAUGAAAGCUGGACAAGGUGAACUAACACUACAAGACAUUUUUAAAGAAAGUGAUGUAAAUGUUAAAGAUUGUGAUAAUUUAACAGCUCUUCAUUGGGCAUCUUUUUAUGGACAAAUUCAUUCAGUACAACUACUGAUUGAAAAUGGGGCUAGGGUAAAUGAAAUGGGAUCUGAAGAAGAAACUCCCUUGCUUUUGGCUGCUAGUGAGGGUCACCUUGAUGUUGUGAGAUUUUUGAUUGGCCAGGGGGCUGAAGUUAAUCAUGUAGAUCAUAUGUGUAACACAGCUCUAAUGUAUGCCGCUAAAGGAAAUCACCCUCAUACUUGUCAAGAACUUCUACUUAAUGGAAUAAAUUUUUCACUGGAAAAUUUAAAUGGUGAUAAUGCACAUACAAUUGCAGUAGAAAAUAAUAGUACUUUAGCUCAAACCGUUAUUGAAAAUUUCCUAAUUUUGCAACUAGAAUCAAUAAUAGCAGUUGAACCAAGUGGAAAUCGUGGAGUGUUGCCGGAAAUUUCCAAUUAAAUAUUAUCAUAUUAUCAUUGUGUUAGAUGCAAAGAAAUUUGUACAGAUUUUAGUAUUGAUACCAAAAUUUAUAAACGCUGAGUGUACCUAUCAUUUGGCUGGAUGUGAUUCAUAUAGAGAAGGUUGUUAGGCAUCAAAAUUGAUGGUUAAAAUUUAUUAUUCUUGUAUUACAUGUACAAAGACGAUCAAAGAUUAUAUAUUUGUAGAUAUUUUAUUAAUAAAAUCAAAUUUUAUACCCUUAA
This is a messenger RNA of Diabrotica balteata, 1129 nucleotides long. The record is from the annotation of a GenBank genome assembly. NCBI's taxonomy places the organism in Eukaryota, Metazoa, Arthropoda, Insecta, Coleoptera, Chrysomelidae.